ACCAGAGGGCUUAACUUUGCACUGGUUUGAAAUUUCUCUCUCCAUUAGAUAAUAUCUUUCUAUUUAUUUAUUGUUUGAUUAUAAAAAUUAUUAUUAAUUCAAUACCAUAAGAGAAACUGUCUUCCUCCUUCUUUGGUUUAACCUCAUGAGUUUCUUCAAAACCCAUCUCUUUUAAGUUUUUUUUUUCUCUUCGCUUUCUCUCUCUACAAAAUCCGAGAGAAAAAAAGGAAAGAAAGAAAAGCCAAAGCUAAAAUGCAAUCUGGGUAUACCGGCGCCGGCGGUUUGCCGGAUUUCUACACUAACGGUCGAUCCACCAUGAAUAACGUUCCGUCUCAGCCUCCAUAUCACCGGCCUCAACUCCCGGGCUUGUAUAUUGACCCGACCGCUUCGCGGAUCGCUCGUCAGAACCCGACGGCCCUGAUCGGAAAACGAAAUCUCGCCGAGUUUCAAUCUCAUCAUCAGCAGUACAACCCCAAUCUUGGGCUCGUACAACAGAACUAUCUUCGCUCUGUCAAGCCCAGGACUUUUCAGCAAUCUUCACCCAUAUCUCCUCUGUCUCCGAUGGAAUUUUCGCCAACGGCAACGACGGUCUCGGAAUCGUCGUCUUGUUCAUCUUCAUCUCCGGCUUCGUCUCAGCGGUAUGGUUUACCUUUACCGCAGCAGCAUCUACGCCCUCAGCCUAUUCAAGGUAUGUCCUAUGUAAACCCGGUUCAGAAUCGUGUUCCGGUUGUGGAUUCUGAAAAGAAGAUGAUGAACGACCGGCUUCAAGAGCUGGAGAAACAGCUUCUCGAUGAUAACGACGAGGAAGAGGGUGACCCCGUCUCUGCGAUUACUAAUAAUAGUAAUAGCGAGUGGUCCGAGACGAUACAGAACCUGAUCAGCCCAAAUCAGACACAGAAACCUGUUUCGCCGUCACCCACUUCGUCGUCUUCCUCUUCAUCAUCUUCAGUCGCGUCUCCUGCCAUUUUGACUUGUUCUAAGCAAUCUAUUAUGGAGGCUGCGUUGGCUAUCUCGGACGGGAAAACAGAGGCGGCGAAUGAGAUGCUCACGCGCUUAUUCACCCAAGUCUCAAACCCAAGACCCACUUCAGAACAGAGAGUUCUCGAGUUCUUAUCAUCAGCUCUUAAAUCGCGCGUCAAACCAGAAGAGAAUCCGGCGCCUGUGAAAGAGCUAUUUAGUCAGGAGCAUGCCGCGGCGACUCAGCACCUCUACGAUCUUUCGCCUUGUUUUCGACUGGGUUUCUCGGUGGCCAAUUUCGCAAUCCUUGAUGCCACAUUAACCGACGAUUCGGCCGUGAAUAACAAGGUUCACGUAAUUGACUUUGACAUCGGCUAUGGCGGACAGUAUGCAGACCUUCUUCAAAAGCUCUCGGAGCGUCAAAACGGCCAGCCGCUAUCGUUGAAGAUCACUACUUUGGCCGAUAAUGGCGGUAACCAAGAGAGGUUAAAGAACGUCGAGGAGAAACUGAGUCAACUCGCUCGGCGUCUCGGUGUAACGUUCAAACUGAAUGUUCAGAGCAACAGAAUCUCGGAGCUGAGUCGCGACUCGCUGGGUUGCGAACCGGACGAGCCGAUCGCAGUGAAUUUCGCCUUCAAAUUAUACAGGAUGCCGGACGAGAGCGUGUCCACGGAGAAUCAUCGCGACAACUUGCUACGGCGCGUGAAGGCGAUGGCGCCGCGUGUGGUGACGGUGGUGGAGCAGGAGCUAAACACUAACACGGCGCCGUUUAUGGCGCGCGUGAGCGAGACGUGCGCGUACUACAGUGCGUUAUUGGACUCGGUGGACCCGGCCGGUACGAGGGAUAACUCGGAACGAGUUAGGGUAGAGGAAGCGGUGAGUCGAAAGGUCGGGAACUCGGUUGCGUGCGAGGGGAGGGACCGCAUUGAAAGAUGCGAGGUGUUUGGGAAAUGGAUGGCCCGAUUGAGCAUGGCCGGGUUCGAGUUGAGGCCACUGAGUCAAAGCGCCAAGGCUCGCCUGAGUUCUGGUAACCGAUUCCAUAAUAAUCUUUCCGUUAAAGAAGAAAAUCAAGGAAUUUGCUUUGGUUGGAUGGGUCGCACUCUCACCGUCGCAUCUGCUUGGCGUUAACUUCACUCAUUUUUUUUUUCUUUUUUUUUAUUUACUUUUCUUUUUACUAAUAUUAUUAAUUGAUAUUAAAGAAAUAGUUUAUUAUUGACGUUUUCCUUCGCAAAGGAAGAAAAGGAAAUACCCACCAAACGAAAACAAAUAAAAAAAAUAUAUUUGAGUGUUUGGAAUCCGAGAAAAUUCCCGUGCAAAAAAAAAUUCUUAUUUAUUAUUGUCAUUUGGGGUGUGUGAAAGGUGGCGUUUGGUAUGUAUGUAUAUAUUUCUGCUGACUUGUCGUUUGGAUUGGCCCUUAGAAUUGUAUUACCAAACCCAUUCAAGGCUCCCUCCACCUUUGGUUUAUUUUCCUUUUUGGUACCUUUAAUUGUAUUUUUCCCGGGAAAUUUUUUAUUUACUCAGAAAAUACGUGUCCAAUCCCACUACAGCACUUUCUUUCUUUGGCACUUUCUUUCUUUUACUUAAUUGUUAUUUUAUUUUCUCCUUUGGGCUACAUAGAAGGUUAUAGGUCUUCACGUGCGCAUGUAUUAGACUUUGAUUGUGGCUAAUCAAGUUUGACAAUAUUGUUAGAGAUUUCUAUUUGAUCUCGUAAUAUGUCGACGAGACUAUCAUCUUUUUGUAAUGCAAUAUCUCUGUGUAUUUUAGUUA
Humulus lupulus (European hop) is the source of this 2724-nucleotide messenger RNA. RefSeq names its product scarecrow-like protein 8. Gene Ontology annotation, molecular function: DNA-binding transcription factor activity; sequence-specific DNA binding. Gene Ontology annotation, biological process: regulation of DNA-templated transcription. Gene Ontology annotation, cellular component: nucleus. NCBI's taxonomy places the organism in Eukaryota, Viridiplantae, Streptophyta, Magnoliopsida, Rosales, Cannabaceae. The record is from RefSeq and is a predicted model, not a curated record. The transcript has a single exon. Bases 253 to 2085 code for a protein of 610 amino acids.